This is a messenger RNA of Achroia grisella, 5228 nucleotides long. Its product is annotated as kinesin-like protein CG14535. NCBI's taxonomy places the organism in Eukaryota, Metazoa, Arthropoda, Insecta, Lepidoptera, Pyralidae. The transcript has 10 exons. Gene Ontology annotation, biological process: microtubule-based movement. The coding region runs from base 201 to 4292 and encodes 1363 amino acids. The record is from RefSeq and is a predicted model, not a curated record. Gene Ontology annotation, molecular function: microtubule motor activity; ATP binding; microtubule binding.
GUGUGUUUCUCGAAUAUUCCCGUUUCUGAACUUGUUCCGAUGUUCAAAAUGCGCGCGUUCGGUUUGACAGUUUGAAAUUCCAAAUUUAAAUUCAGUGAUUGGUGUUUUGUGUUGUGUUUUUAAAUUUAGUUUUGGAAUGAAUUUGUAGUGUUCGAAAUUAGAACGUAUUCUUUUGGUUCGUGGACAACUGGGAGAAUACGAUGAGUGUCUCGGGAGGGAUGAAGGGAGGUAGGAGGAUACCCACCCCUAUGCCUCCCCCGAAGGAAAGUGUACACUAUCCUAAUAGAUGCAAUCUGCGACUUGUAGGGUCUGACGCGUCAUACAAGCUCAGCGCCCACGAAAUAGAAGCUUUAAAUGCUGUAAAAGCGACUGCUCCCAAAAUGGAUCGCAACGGCUACUUCUUCUACGUCACAUCAACAGCUAAGAAAAAGAAGAUAAGUCUGAUGCAACCGAAACCACCCCGGGUUGCCUUCGUUGACGAGAAGCGACCCGGGUACGUCGAAAGGGUCCAAAGUUACGGCAGUAUCGCCCCAACCUCGGCGGAGCACGAACGUGUCGAUAUGUCGAUCCGAGGGGCAUUUCCUGAGCCACGCGCGCGUUUAUACUCGCAGUUAGAAAGUUAUCAGCCGAGGUAUCAUACGAUACGUGAUAGUGAUAAGAGAGUGGAGAGUGAGUGUAGAAGGAGGAAACGAGAGCAGAGGAUUAACCCGGCAGUUUUGAGAACAUCAACGAAAUGCAGCGGAGGGUCACCCCACCGCGAGAGGCGACGCCGAGAAGAUGAUGCAUCAAGCGGCUUCAGCUCAGCGAUACACAAGGCACCGCCACUUCCACCACCAGCUUUACUGCGGAGAUUGGGUGUGAAGGAACCCACUGGAGUUGGGAAGGUGAAAGUGAUGCUACGAGUCGCAGCGCCGGGCGAAGGUCCAUUCACGAGUGGAAACCAGACAUUCUCGCUGGACAAGCGCAAGAAGCAAGUGAGCCUGUGCGAGAAUGCUCUGACCACAGCCACAGCUCCUGAGGAUAGGAAAGUUGGCGUCGCGGCGCCGAAAAUGUUCGCUUUCGACGCUAUAUUCUCACAAGAUGAUUCACAGACGGAGAUCUGCUCAAGUGCGCUAACUGACGUAAUACAUGCCGUCAUUAACGGCACAGAUGGUUGCCUCUUCUGCUUUGGACACGCAGGCCUUGGUAAAUCCUACACAAUGCUGGGGCGACCGGACUCUUCGGCAUCUUUAGGAGCCAUCCCGUGUGCCAUUACGUGGCUCUUCCGUGGCAUAGCUGAACAGAGACACAAAUGUGGCACCCGCUUCUCAGUGAGGGUCUCCGCUGUUGAGCUCUGCACCAACACCAACCAGAUCAGAGACCUACUAGCACCGUAUCAGAAUGAUACUGAGCAGUCACCAGGAGUAUAUCUUCGGGAUGACCCACUUUUUGGUACGCAUCUCCAAAAUCAAUCGGAACUUCGCGUGCACAGUGCUGAAAAAGCAGCCUUCUACUUAGAUGCGGCCUUAUCUACCAGAGGAGCAAGAGAAGAGGGAAAAGACAGUCAUUUACUAUACACAUUACAUGUGUAUCAAUACAGCGUUGGUGGUAAAGGAGCAGUUGCUGGAGGGCGAAGUCGUCUACACCUAAUUGAUCUUGGAAACUCAGAAAGAGGAAAAACUAAUGGAGGAAUACCAUUAUCAGGAUUAGGAAACAUUUUACUUGCUAUAUUCAAUGGACAAAGACACUUGCCAUAUAGAGAUCACAAUCUUACUCAUGUUUUAAAAGAAUGUUUAGGUUCCCUUACUUGUCACACUGCUAUGAUAGUGCACGUAUCUCCAAAUGUUCAAAAUUACUCUGAUACUUUAACAACUCUACAAUUAGCCUCGAGAAUACAUCGGUUACGACGACGAAAAGUUAAAUAUUCUUCAAACAAUAACGCUGGUUCUGGAGGUAGUUCCGGUGAAGAUGCCUCGAAGCCAAGCAGCAGUGAACCUGACCCAUCAAGUAGUGAUUUAUCAGCAGAUACCGUUAUAUAUGUUGGUCCAAUGGAUGAUGCAACUGAUGGAGAACAUCCACCAGUGUACAUACCACAUAUAAAUUCUGGAGACAAUAGAUGUGUUUUGAGUAAAGCGUUGAGAGGAUCAGUAGCAGAACAGAAGCACAAAUCAUCUUUGUCUAAAGUAAUUGAGGAAAAAAGUCCUGUUAAUAAAUUACAUUCAUCUCCUAAAUCAUCGCCUUUAAAAACUCCCAUACAACCGACAGGUCAAAGUCCAAAAAGUUCUCCUGUUCAUUCUGCGACAUCGAAAUCAACACCUUUAAAGAAAACUUGUCCGAAACAAUUUCAAGAAGACACAAAAAGUAAUAGCGAUGAACAAUGGAUCGAUGGACCACGUAUAUCGAAGUCAAAGUUGGUCGAAGCUAGGCACAUUAUAAAGGAAACACAGUGUAAAAAACGUGAAACCUGGAUUGAUGGGCCAAUGCAAGAAAGUAAAUUACCUCUUCAAUUUGAAUCUUCACCUGUCCAAUCGAAUUCUAUACCCCUUCAAAUAGGUGUACUAGGGGCACAUGGUAGCGAAACUGUGGGAUAUGGAUACAUGGAUAAUCAUAAAAAGAAUAUGAUAAGAAAGUGGGUAGAGAAUCAAACUUCCCAAAUACAUAAAUCCAGACAUAAUUCGCCAAGUCACAAGUCACAGUCUAGCCAUAAAGAUCCUGGAGUCCGAACGCAUGAUGAUACCGAUACACCUCACAGGAUGGAACUUUUGGUAAGAGAUGCCAGACGUAUCCAUGUCGAAGAAUCUACUAUAAGAACUGGUUUAAAAACUGGCUGCAAAGGUAUGACCAUUGAAGAAGAAAAUGUAGGACCGCCUGAUAUACAUCAUUCUAAAAAAGGUAGCAGUUCAAAACAAACAUCUAAAAAUGAAAUCGACGAAGACGAUGAUAGCGAAGAAUUAGCUGAAAUUCCUCCUGCACUUCCCCUUAUACAACCUAGUAGUUUAAGUAGUAGAGAAGUAUCAAUGGAAAGUUUAGAUAGUAAGUAUAAGGAACGAAUGAGAAUGGAUGACGAAAUGGUUUCUAAUCGGAGUAGAGACAUCGAUUCACGUGGUAUAAGUAAGGGUCAUGUUGAUGAUGAUGAUGAAAUUUUAGAAAUUAUUGAAGUUGAAGAACCGUUAGAACCAGUACCAAUGCAAGAUUGUUGUCUACAAGUAACUGAAGAAGAUAUAGCUUUUUGCAUGGGUUUUUCUGAAAAUCCUCUUCCUGAAGUAGAUCAAGAAGAUUCUGAAGAUCAUCCACUUAGAAUUCUUAGUCAAGAAAACUUAACUGUAGCAUCUACAUUCACUGAUACGUUAUCAUUAUAUAGUGAAGUCGAACGUCAGAUUCGAAAAGAAGCUAUUCUUAGACAAACAUUCGGAUAUUACCCAGAAAAUUAUACAUGUGGUCAUCCUCUGGUAGAUUUAAAUCCUCAUGAAUCAUCUAAAUCAAGGAUUGACGAACUCUUGGGGUUAACCGAAUUAUAUGGUUCUCGGCAUAUACUGGAUGAUGACCUAUCUAUUUCAAGAAUUAAUCCUCACUUUCAAUCCUUAUCGCUUUCGAAUGUUCGAGAUACAGAGGAAUAUCAUGGCGAUGGCUCUGUAUAUAGCGAGCCCGCAUACAGACCUAGUGAUAAAAUAUGUGAUAGUUGUAAAAGAACUAUGUCUAGGCCAGGUAGUGCAGUAGGCGAUUGUGCAUAUCAAGACUUAGAGGCAACCAAUAAUGAAUCCUAUGGUCCUUUUGAGAGAUAUCGAGGAAACGACAUAACAGAUGCUCGUAUAGCUUCACUGAGACAUCCAGAUGGGGCAUCAGAUCCUAACCUACGUGAAGAAAAAAGGGUACCCGGUAAUGGUGCGCCCUCUACAGAUACAUUUAGAGAAUUAAAAUCAAACUUACAUCUUGAAGUAUCACCCCCAGUAGUUACUUCUGAACCUCGUAUGGAUAAGAACGAAAAAGGAGAUAAAAGCGUUGCGAGGGUGGUUGCUAGUUCGAAACCAGAUGGCUAUGAUAGCGGUCAUGAAUCAACGCCGAGGACAGGAAAACAUAGUCCUGCGGCAACAUCAAGACGGGCAGAAUCUGGAUAUGACUCAGUUCCAAGAGAUUCCGAUGCAUCGUCUUUGGAUUCUUAUCCUACAAGACGUGCUGCGGUGGCCCGAGCCCACGCCAAGAAACACACAACAGCAAAAUACAAGCAACACAGCGAUCGCUCCUUCUGUUCUUGGCUUCGAAAUCCUUUCACUUGUAAAUACGCUGACACAGACCCUGAAAUUAGUGACUUUUAAUGUGAUAAAUUUGUAAAAUAUAAUAAUCACGUAAUAUAAAACCUUAAUAUCAUAAGCUACGUUACCGAAUUUAAUCUGGAGACUGCUUUUGUACUCUAGAUGUACUCGUAUUAUAAGCUUGGCACUAAUCCGAUGAGGUUACCACUGUAUUUUUCUAAACCUGAAGCUUCUGUGCUCUAAAAAGUCUAAGAUAAACUUAGCAAAAGUUAGAUAAUUGUAACACUAUUGUAAAUACAAAUGUAUGAUGCAACGAAUGCCAUACCGUUAGAGUUAAUACUUGUACUUCCGCUCAUUUUGUACUUUUAUACUAUCAUCAUCGACUGCCUUUACUUUCGUAAGAGGACGUUAAAUUUCACUGUCGAUAUGCUUUUGUGCAAACUCCAAAAGCAAUUAAGAGUCUUCCUCGGUCUUCCCCGUCUACAAUUUCGUCAUAUCCUGGAAUAUAUACUAUAUUUUCUUAUGCCCAUAAUUGAAUCACCUCAGUCCUAUUUGGAUUACUACAUGACUCCAUUUUAAGAUUAUCAAAAUUAAUAAAUUUAUUUUAAUUUUUAACAAAAUCUACAUAAUUUCUAAUAUUGUUUAUAAGUAUAUUAUUUAAGUAUGAAAUUUCGUAGAAAACACGAUCACCAGAAUGAAAGUCAAGAGUUGCCGUUACUGAAAGUAAAAUAUUAUUAAAUAUUCAUGGUGAUAUAUUAAUAUCUGUUUCAACGACUAUAGAUCUAAGACUGUUGUCUGAUUUGCCAUGUCAUAGCUUUAAUGUUUAAUAUUGUGACUUUGGAUCGGUAUGCCCAACUGUAUGUUUGUAUUUGACUAAUUAAUACUUGAUUGCAAUCAUUAUGGCUUUAUCAAAUGUUAAUGAAGACGUUAUCGCUUUAUAUUGUCAAUGUUUUGUUAUUGUAAGAUUAAUAUUAUAAAUAUAUAUCCUAAAUUCUACUA